Molecule: messenger RNA, 1601 nt
Organism: Phytophthora nicotianae INRA-310
Lineage: Eukaryota; Oomycota; Peronosporomycetes; Peronosporales; Peronosporaceae
Exons: 1
Coding region: 173-1504 (443 amino acids)
Source: RefSeq, a predicted model, not a curated record
CUUUGAUUGGUUCCAAAGAACGUGUUUUGCUCUGCUCCCCUUUCCCUAUCGGGCUUACGACCCGUUUCCGUUCGUUACCCCCGCCAUCUUCUGUAAAACGCCGCCACUUGCCUUCAGCCCCAGUCAUUCCGCAUUUAUCUUCACUAGUGCAGAAGAGUCUCUUUGUGCCACAAUGGCAGAUUCUGUGUUCUUAGACGAAGUGGUGGGUUUCCUGCACAAUAUCGACGACCCAACUGUCUCCGGCGCCGAUCUGCUGCUAUCACUCGAUAAGGAAGAGCCUCUGCUCUCCCUCCCAGACACGGACAUCGCGUUGCAAUUACUGGACGUGUCACCGAUCGAUGAUGGUCUCUUCACUUCCUUGGAAGAUGACCAUCACUCUGCAGCUACCGACAGUGACUGCACGUCUGUGGAAACAGAGAGCGUUGCCUCUGUCUCCUCGCCACGAACCACGGAGGUUACAGUAGACAACAACAUCCGCUCGAAGGACGCCAUUCGUCGCAGGUCGUACAGACAGAAGCGGAAAGUCGAGAAAGCUGAACUUUACAAGGAAGUGGAGCAGUUGUCGAAUCAGUUAUCAGAACUGCAGAGCAGGGAAGAAGCUAUCAAGGCCAGAAGAGGCUUGGGACUGGCUCAGACGGCAUUAUGGAAGGCUCUGGCCAAUCGACACUUGCAGGCCAGACUUAUGGCAGAAGAACAGCAACGCAGACUUCGUGAAGCGGUAGAAAGGAGAUCGGCCGUUAUUAAAGAUCUGGGUGUCGUUAUUAGAAAGAGGAUCAGCGAGGAACAGCACGACGUGGAUCGUGCAUAUUCGCCCAGUAAGAAACCCCGAAUCGAGUCGCCUGACAUGGCCCUGUAUGAGACCUUUAUCAACGAGCUGGAUGAAGUGUACGCCAGAACCGACAGCAUUUUUAAAGAGGCGGGAGUGCAGGAUUCGCCGAAUGACGACGAGCUUUACAACGAUGCGCGUGCAGUGUCCAAGAAGUCUAACUACCACGAACUGACAGGAAAGAUGACGACGCCCUUCCCUUUUGACCGUGUGCGAGCUUUUGUUGGUGAAGUAAAGUGCAUGGAGCAACGUGCUAACUAUGAGAGAAUUCAAUUACCUGGUGUUUCUGAUAACACGGCCGUCGUGAAGUUCCGGAUUCAAGCUCGUGUGGGGAAUGCAGUUGGAUCCCUCGUACAACACGCAAUUACGCGUCGGUACUACGAGGAAGAUCGUAUUGUGCUUAUUUGGCGGAAGUUCACAGAAGGCGAGGGAGUGUACGCUGGUAUGCACUCCGACGAGACGGGGUGGAAUAUUGUUCGACCGUCUUCGGACGGAGCGGCCACGGUCAUGGAAUCGAUCAUUCGUUAUGUGCCGAUGUCUUUCAACACCGUGGCAAGUCCUAGCGGCAAACUAAACGAGUUCACUGACACAAUCAUCUCAGCCGGUGAAGAAGAUUGUCAUGCGUGUUUGCAGAAGCUGGAAGCGCUCCUUCUGGACGAUGCCCUCGGUGUGUGUUGAUGCGUAGGGCCUGGAUAUGAAAGUAAUUUAUGCUCUUCCGAUCGAAAUUUAUCAACUUGACAACUUAAAAAAAAUGUGGUAAUUCGUGUCGUCCACA